CCGAAACAAGACGACCGCUUAGUAACAGAUCUUCGCCUCAAUCCCUCUGUUUACAUAUUUCCUUGGUAACGCAUUUCGCAGCUUAAACCAACAUCUUAAUACAAUUGAAAUGCGCGCUCACACAUAAAUAUAAAUAGCUUGAAUUUAUAACCAAUCAGGAAUCAUUCAAUCAUUACAUAUUCAGCCUACAGAGUACGCCAUCUUCUGACCAAAUACGCAUGACAUAAAAGUCACCAUUAAAAACUUUACACAUUAAAAAAAUUUUUAUUACUUUAAAUGAAGCUGGGUAACGGUACCUCUUUUUAUAUGUUCGAAACGCUUUACUGACGUCGUAUGGCCGCACAUGCGCAAACAAACCGGUCCCUAAUCGGAACACUGGAUGUGAUGCAGUCGGUGGGAAAACUGGCAUGUCUGGAGUUUGCACAUCCUGCGUAGAACAAUCUAACCUUAAUUAUCAGCUGCUUACAUUUUUCUUACGUUUCAAUUUAGUGGAGUGAGAUCCAGGUGUAUCCAAAAAUUUAAAUAAGUUAAAAGUGUAAUAAUUUAUUCCAAAUAAAAAAAGCACAAUUCAUAAUUUUGUGUGAAAUCUAGACUUCGUUAAAAUACAAUUUUGUGUCUGUGAGUUCCACGUGAUUUAUUUAGGAUAUUAUGGCUGUAGAUACAGAUCAGAUAAACGAAAGUAUAGAAAUAAAACUUUUAAUCAAUUUUUCCAAAAAUGAAGCUUUUAUUUUGCCACAAAGUGUAUGUGAUAUAUUGAACGGCCAAUAUGAAGAUGUAAUAAUUAACAAACUUUCAGCAUUUAUAAGCGAAACCUUAAAAUAUGAUUUUAAUUUAGAAGAAAUAGUGAAUAAAGAUAUUGCUGAAUCAGAUAUACACCAUUCAUGGCUGUGUGUAGGAAUAGCUUUAUUAUCACAUUUUGCUCAAUGCAAUUGGACUGGUCCUCAUGUUGAUAAAGAUAUUGACUGGUUAAGAACCAAAAGAGAGGAAGCACUUAAAAGCUUAUCGUUACACGAUGAAUGUAACAUAAAUGUACAAAAACUAGAGCUUCUUUAUCUGGCUAAGAAAAUAUUCUCCAUUAAAGAAUUGCAGUCAAAAUGUGAAAGCUGCAUUUGGUGGUUAUUCAGAGCUAAUCUAUUACAUCAAUAUAUAUUAGAUGAAAAUUCAGGAAUACUAUUUAAAGAAACUGAGAAUUUAAUACCAAAUAUCAACAAUCUUAACAUUUUAAAAAAUCCUCUUUGCAAGCUUUUAUUUCAUCUAGAAGUUGCUAGAUUUUAUUUGUGCUAUAGAAUUACUCAACAUUCUGAAAAACAUCUGGAAGAAGCACAAAACAUAGCAGGCUUAACGUUAAAUCUAGAAGGUGCAAUGGGAAAACGUACAAAGUAUCAGCAAAAGGAAAAAGCGCAGUUGUAUUUGAAAGUAGAAAUAAACAAAGAAAUUUUUCCAUCAAUAGAUUGUGAAGACAUACCAAAAUCUUUGAAUUUAAAUGACGAAUCAAGAUUAGAACACAUUGAGUUUUCAGAACAUAAAAUAGAAACUCAAUUGGGAGCAAUGGAGGAAGCAGUCAUUUUAACAAAAUAUUUUCAGUUGCAGUUGUGUCAGCCUAAGCAUAAUCUCACUGAUGAGGAAAUCAGGCCUUAUUUGAACAAAGUCAUAGAGAAUACAAAGAAUUGGUCGUUAAAGAUGACUUCUUUAUGCAAUCGAUGCUCGCUAGAGUCUGAUAACAAAACUAUCGAGCGGUCUAUGAUGCAAGCGGAGUCUCUACUGAAAGAUUAUACUGAUGCAAAAGCAUCUGUAGCUAGAAGAAUGGAUCUAUUUUUUGCAAGCAAUAUGAAACCUAUUUGGAUAUUAGAGGAAAAAUGGGCUAACAUAAUGUUUAGUCUUGGCUUAGUCAAAGGAGCUCUGGAUAUCUUUACAAAACUCGGAUUAUGGGACAACGUGAUUAUUUGUUAUAAUACGUUAGAUUUGAAACAUAAGGCAGCUGAGGUUAUUCGACAAGAAAUAUCGAAAAAGCCAACGGUGAAAUUAUGGUGCCUCUUAGGAGAUACAACUGGAGAUGUGAAUCAUUAUGAAACAGCGUGGAAAUUGUCCGAGGAAAGAAGCAGUAGAGUACAAAGACACUGGGGAUUUUAUUAUUUCACGAAGAAAAAUUAUGUUGAAGCUGUACCACACUUGAAGUUGUCAGUUGAAUUGAAUAAUAUUCAAGAGUUAGUAUGGUUCAGACUGGGUUAUGCAGCAUUGCAGACAGAAGAUUGGAAGCUAGCUGCUAUGGCAUAUAGACGUUACAGCGUUUUAGAAGAUUCUUCUUUCGAGGCAUGGAAUAAUUUGGCGAAAGCGUAUAUAAAAUUAGGCGAAAAAACAAGAGCUUGGAAGUCUUUACAAGAUGCCAUAAAAUGUAAUUAUGAUCGUUGGGAAGUAUGGGACAAUUUGAUGGUUGUCAGCAUCGAUUUAAAACAUUUUUCAGAAGUUAUUCGAUGUUAUCAUCGUAUUUUAGAUUUGAAGAACAGUCAUCUAGAUGUCCAAGUUCUCCAAAUAUUAGUAGAUGCUAUAAUAAAUAAUAUUAAUGAUGCAUACGGAAAUCCAGCUUCUCUUUUGCUUGAGAGUAGUUUAGAAUUAUUUGGAAGAAUUACUUCUGAUACGAAAAGUAUUUCGUGCCCUGAUAUUUGGACAAUGUAUGCUCAACUUACCGUAUUAAAAAAGACAGAGAUGCACAUCGAAAAAGCGGCAUAUUAUCUGCAACAAGCGCAUCGUGCUGCGACUUCGAAAGAUCAAAAAUGGUUUCGUAGCGAAAAUACAACUUUAAAUGUAUUAACAUUGUGUUGUAACUUAGCACAAAUGUAUUUAUCUAAUACUACUGAUAUCACAGUUGCUAAGAAGAAGAAAUUAUUAGGAACUGCCAAAUUAUCACUUCAAGGUGUUGUAAGAAAAGUCAAAGAACAAGAUUGGGAUAACACGAAUAUCGUCGAACAGUUAACAAAUGUUGAGGAAUAUUUAACAAAUGUAACAGAUGAAUUGCAACAAAUUAAAUCUACAUAAAGUAUUUAUUUAUAUUCAUAUUUUUUAAGCUAAAGAAUUUUUCAUGAAUAGAUUUUUAUGAAAUGUACAAUAAUUUUUUUUAAUAAGAUUGUUUUUUAUUGAAUAAAAUAGAUAUUGUAAAUUCUAUUUCUCUAAACAUUUUGUACACAUGGUCACACUAGGAGCUUUCCAUCAAGGCAUUUAGGACAAAAUAAAAAAGUUAUUUGGCAAUUUUUAUUAAAUAAAAGAAAAUUGGUUUAAAA
Molecule: messenger RNA, 3275 nt
Organism: Linepithema humile (Argentine ant)
Lineage: Eukaryota; Metazoa; Arthropoda; Insecta; Hymenoptera; Formicidae
Product: tetratricopeptide repeat protein 27
Molecular function (GO): protein binding
Source: RefSeq, a predicted model, not a curated record